GCGCGUUUCGUAUAUAGACUUGCGUGUCUCCUUUGGCUUGCCAUAGUGUUGUCGUUGAAAAGUGUCAUGGUGGCGUUUAGCACCAAGAAUGCGAAUUUUACCAACACAAACCUGUCUGAAUCGCUUAAUUUUGACGGUGUGAUCCGUUUUGUCCCUUUCCAGCCACCGCGCGCGUCAAACAGUUUUAGCGAGCGUUUAAAAACGCCGUACCGCGUGAAUGUGUCGCUGCUGUAAGCGGAUCUGCGCUGAUUCUCUCGGUCAUCAUGAGUGACAUACAGCGCGACGAUGAGCUCCGGCCGGUCCCCAAAGAGCGAGCCGUGCUCGAGAGUUUCUUCACUCAGCUCGGGAUGUUCUGGUUCGACCGCGCCAAGGAUUAUGUGGAGAAGGAGAAGGACGCCAGUAAGAGCGCGGGGGCCACAUGGGCGUCUCUCCUGGCCGCGCUCGCUCACCUGGCCGCCGCAGAGAAAGCCUACCACAACAUGACCUUCCUCGGGCAGAAACUAGGUGGUCAGUCAUUUUUCAGCCGCAAGGAUUCCAUCAGGACCAUCUAUACCUCCCUGAACAAUGAACUGAAGAAGGUGGUGUCCAUGGGCCGCCACACAUCCGCAGGCUCCACUCCCAACCUGGAGGACCUCCUGCCCCAUUUGUCCGAGCAGCUGUGCCACUUCACACAGGCCAGGAUGGAGAUCGCAGACUUCUACGAGAAGAUGCAUUCCCUGGGCAGCCAGAAGACCGUGAACUCUGAGGAGCUCGUGAGCACGCUGGAGAGCAUUCUGCAGAAGUACAGUUCCAGAUUCCACCAUCCAAUCCUGAGCCGUCUGGAGAGCAGCUUCCAGGUGGAGGUGGACGUGUUGACGCAGCUGCUGCGAUGCCAAGCGCAGAUCUCCGAGUGGCGCUUCCUGCCGUCUCUGCUCAACCUGCACGGCGCCCAUUCCAAACUCCAGGCGUGGGGUCAGGUGUUCGAACGGCAGCGGGAAACCAGAAAACACCUCUUCGGAGGCCAGUCCCAGAAGGCCGUGCAGCCUCCGCACCUCUACAUGUGGCUCCAGCGCCUUCAAGCGACGCUCCUAGCCAAAUUCAGCUUCUACUUCCACGAGGCUCUGAGCCGGCAAACGUCGCAGUCCGAGAUGAAAACCCUGACGGCUCGGACCUCCCUAGAUUACUUCGGCAAGAUCUCAGCCUUCAUUCGCAAACACGACGCUUCCAACGUCUCCUUGGUCUUUGACAACCGCGGCUCCGAGAGCUUCCAGGGUCACGGAUACCACCAUCCGCACUCCUACCGGGAAGCUCCCAAAGGCGUGGAGCAGUUUCCGGCCGUCGUGUCGCUCCCCGGCGGAGAACGGCCCGUUACGCAUUGGCCCAAUGUCAUCAUGAUCAUGAGCGACCGCUCGACGGAACUCAACGCUCUGGAUAAGGUGGUCCACUUUUAUGACGAUAAAGUCCAGAGCACCUACUUCCUCACGCGGCCUGAACCGCACUUCACUGUAGUGGUGAUCUUCGACGGCAGGAAGUCGGAGAGGGACUCCAACAUCGUGGCAUUCCUCCAGGAGCUGACGGGAUCGCUGAGGAACACCAAACCCUUCACCACACUCAAACCGGGCUCCAAGGGAUGAACCGCUGCUUAUUUAUCAGUACAGGCUAUUUUCACUCGAAAUAUAGUUUAUUUUAAUAGGAUAUCGGUUUCUGUUGCUCUUUUAUUCACUGCGCUGCUGAAACCCUCGUUGAAUGUAAUCCGUUUUAUCCUGUUCCCUUUGAAUGACUAUUAAAGAGGUCCAAAAGCUUCUUAAUUCAAACACUUUCAGACCAAAGACGAAUACUACAACUGUGGCUCUUUUUUUUUUUUUUUUUUUUUUUUUUACUUUCAGCUCGUGUUCCUGCUUAGCUAUUGGAUUUGCUUUACCGAAUGCGAAAGGGACCCACUGCAAAGACUUUUAUUGUUCAUUUGCCGUGUAACACAUUUUAAUGGCCAUUGGUUUUAACGUUUAGAAUAAUUUUUUUUGACCAUUGUGUACGUUGUCACUUGUGAAAUAAAGCUUGGAAUUGUG
Molecule: messenger RNA, 2045 nt
Organism: Puntigrus tetrazona (Sumatra barb)
Lineage: Eukaryota; Metazoa; Chordata; Actinopteri; Cypriniformes; Cyprinidae
Gene: kics2
Product: KICSTOR subunit 2
Exons: 3
Coding region: 264-1613 (449 amino acids)
Biological process (GO): protein localization to lysosome; cellular response to amino acid starvation; negative regulation of TORC1 signaling
Cellular component (GO): KICSTOR complex
Source: RefSeq, a predicted model, not a curated record